This is a messenger RNA of Thlaspi arvense, 342 nucleotides long. Lineage: Eukaryota; Viridiplantae; Streptophyta; Magnoliopsida; Brassicales; Brassicaceae. The record is from the annotation of a GenBank genome assembly.
AUGCCUGCUCUUCGAUCACCCGUUUCUUCCUCGAUUUUUAUCAGUAGUGACGAAAUCGAUAUGAAAGUCAACAUCUACUUUGGUGGAAGGGAAAAAGAUCAAGACUCCAAUUGCUUUAGUUUGGUUGGAAAAGCAAGGUGUGAGAUAGAUGUUUAUUUGGAACAUAACAAGGGAUACGAUGGUGGUGAGGAUGAGACUGAUGGUCGUGAGAAUCAUAGUGAUGAUGGGUACGAACCUGAGAGGGAAGAUGAUAGUGACGAUGAUGCUGUAAACAGACCAAGAGAAGAUGAGGAAGGUGAGAAAUCUGAAGAUGAAGCACCUGUAGAGAAGGAAAUAGAAUAG